Molecule: messenger RNA, 3117 nt
Organism: Xenopus laevis (African clawed frog)
Lineage: Eukaryota; Metazoa; Chordata; Amphibia; Anura; Pipidae
Gene: paics.2.L
Product: phosphoribosylaminoimidazole carboxylase, phosphoribosylaminoimidazole succinocarboxamide synthetase, gene 2 L homeolog
Exons: 18
Coding region: 168-2918 (916 amino acids)
Biological process (GO): 'de novo' IMP biosynthetic process
Cellular component (GO): cytosol
Molecular function (GO): phosphoribosylaminoimidazolesuccinocarboxamide synthase activity
Source: RefSeq, a predicted model, not a curated record
AAACACGAGGGACAGAGCUGGGCGGGGACUGAUGACACAUUGUUGGGAAGGCGCUUGCGCGUCGCAAGGGACCUAUUGAUGGAGUUGGGCCUGCGCGUUGUUGACCUGUGUAGCUUUCAGUACAGAGAUACAGGGAAAGUGAAGUAUGCGCAUUUGGACCUCGCUAAAUGUUCAUGGCUGAAGAAACAGGAGGCGGCGCACCAGGUUCCCAGGAGGUGUGUGCUGAAAUAAAUACAGCAAUGGCAACUGUUAAAGAAGAGCCUUCUGAUGGAGGGGCUGCUUCUUCAAGCACCACGUCUGACGAGCAACAUUAUUCACAUGGAGCAGACAUGAUGAUAAAAUCAGAGGAUGAUCCAGAGCUGCUUGAUAAAACUGACUGUAACUACAGAAUAGUUACUGUAGAUGAGGGUGGAACAGAGAACUGGAGUGAUCAUGAAGUUGUUUCUCUACUGCACGUGUGCCUAGAUGAGAGGAUCUGCCAGCAACUGGAGGGGCCCUUCCAGAACAAGGAACUGUUUGAAUUGAUCUCCCAAAGGAUGAUGGAAUUCGGCAUUAACAAAGACUGGAAACAAUGUCGGACAAAGUAUAAAAACCUUAAAUGUGAAUAUUCUCUUCUCAAGAACCAUAGAAAUCUACACCUGUCCCAAGAAAACUCUUAUGAUGAAGUUGAGAAUUUAAUGCAAAGGCUGUUAAGUGUAUUAAAUGCUGGAGGCAGCAAAACCAGCACGAGGAAGUUCUCUAGAGGAAACUAUUCAGAGCAGUCCCCAGAAUGUUACAGCAGUCUGCAGGGAAAUGCAGCAAAAGAAAUGAAUAUGGAAGAUCAAACACUGCCUUUAAGAAUCAAGAGAAAAUCUUCUGAAUAUGAGUCUCAAGUUCCUGGUAAAUUAAAGCGAGCGGAGAUUACAAGGACACGCACUUCUGAUAACACUCCUGACCUAACUGCCAUAGGAAAGCUACAAGGAACUCCAAUGGCAAGGUUUAACAAUCAGCAGGGCAGUUAUCAGGAUGUCAGCGGAGAGCAGCUGCAGGCUAACCAGCCAGAACUUCACAACUAUUCUUCGCAAUUUCUUCAGCUUCAAGCGAAGUUUAAGAGGAAUAACAUUUUGGCAAGUCGCACUGCCAAACGCUGCCGCUCAUCCUCCGGGAAAUUUAGAAAAGUUUCCAAAGAUAUAAUUUGUUUGCCUGCCGAGUAUCCAGAGGAAAACUGCACUUACAGGGUUCCACGAGGGACGGAAAGAGAACAGCUAGCCAUGCAGGGCCUAAUUGGCAAGAUACUGAUACAGUCUUCUUGGACCUUUGAGAACUUCAAGACUGAAGUAACCUCCCUAUUCCGAAAGUGUUUUAAGUGCAAGGACCAAGACUUCACCUUUUCUUUUUUACAGUGUUUACCAGGAAAUCGUAAAUUAAUUAAGCCUAAUGUGUCAGCUGGCUUUAAAUGGAGUGGCAUUGCAAUUAUAAGCCUAGCAGCACAAGGUUCAUUAUACAUAAAAACACAACACUCUCUUGCAUCACCUGCAAAGAAUAUGUUUUUCCAAAACAAACCAUACAUUACUGAUGCAAGCAGUGACACUGAUGUUUCCAGGAUUAGUACACCACCAGGUAGCCUGGAGAAACAAAGAGAUUGCUUCUCUGAUGCAACACAUGAAAGAGAUUAUAACCAGCAGGUGGCUUCUCGAAACCCACAAGGCUGUACCUUUCAGGAUUUACACAUUCCUCUUUAUAAAACUCUGGUGCAGCAUUGUCCUGAUGAAAGAGAACAUGUUACAGAACUUAAGCUUGGUAAGAAGUUAAGGGAAGAUGAAGCUACCGAGGUUUAUGAAUUAUCUGAACAGCCUGGCUGUGUUCUGAUCCAGUCGAAGGAUCAUAUAAAUGCACAGUAUACAGCCUGGGAUGGUCAUAAAGAUACAAAAGCAUCUGUAUCCAACAAAGCUACCAGCCGUGUAUUCAUUCUCCUACAGGAGGCUGGCAUAAAAACAGCAUUUGUUAAGAGGUGCAGUGAAGCUGCUUUUAUUGCUACCCAGUGCGAGAUGAUUCCAAUAGAAUGGUUCUGCCGGAAGAUCCCCACUGGGAGGAACACAGAAACGGAUGAAGGCUACAGAUUUUCUCAACCAAAAGUGGAGAUGUAUAAGGUUGAUGAUACUAGCAAUCACCAGUUGUCGAAGGAACAGUUGAUGGCAGUAAAGCUUAUCUGUGCAGGACUUCUGAUUGGAAAGAUGGAGGUGGAUGUAAUGACUCGCUCAACAAUAGCCAUAUUCGAAAUUAUAGAAAAAGCUUGGCGGGCUCAGGACUGCACUUUGGUGGACAUGAGGAUUAAGUUUGGUGUUGAUGUGACCAAAAAAGAAAUUCUACUUACUGAUAUCAAAUGUGGCUCUCAGGCUCUCUGGCCACUAGGAAACAAGAGUCAGUUGAACAAUAAUCCGUGCUUAGGGGGACAAAGCAGAGUUGUCUUGUUAAUGGAAUCAACUUCAGAUCUUGCACACUGUGAGGAAAUCAAGAAGUCAUGUACCAAGUAUGGAAUGAAAUGUGAGCUGAGGGUGGCCUCGGCCCAUACAGGCCCACAGGAGACUCUGGAUAUUUUAGCAGAAUAUGAAGGAGAUUAUAUUCCAACUGUUUUCAUAGCAGCGGCUGGUGGAAGCAAUGGCUUGGGGGCUAUAGUGGCCGCAAAUUCUGCUCAUCCUGUUAUCAGCUGCCCCCCUCAUAGUGCAGAUUGGAGCACUAAGGAUAUCUGGUCUUCUCUCAGGAUGCCAAGUGGCCUUGGAUGUUCCACUGUGUUGUCACCAGAAGCAGCAGCUCAGUUUGCCGCUCGCAUUUUUGGAAUAAACAGUCACAUGGUAUGGUCCAAGCUACGAGCCUGCACUCUGAACUCAUGGAUUUCUCUCAAGCAGGCAGAUGUGAAGCUAAGAAAAUCCACUUUGUAAUAUCUUCUAACUCACUGGAGCUUACAUCUUCAAAGGGAAAAUAUAUUCACCUUACAAAGAAUAGCAGUCCAAUUUUCUUGCUUAUAAACAGUUUAAACAUUUCCAGUAAACCCAUAACAGGCAUAGAAUAAAGCACCCCUUUAUUCACUAAUUUGGUUGCAUCCAAUGUCUACCUCAAUAAACGUUCAGCUUUGCAAAA